UUUGUGUUUUUUAUAGAAGAACCAGACAAGAGUGAUGAGAUGUUGCCCAAGUUUUAUGAUUUCCAGAGGAAAGCUGACAUGUAUUAUGCUUACCAUUCCAUUCAGAGAUACACAGAUGAACCUUUUACGUCACAUCUUCCGGAGGCGUUGUUUAACAUUUCACGUUACUUGUUACAUCAGAUGCAUGAUAACAUUCCACAUGGUAUAUCUAAAGCUGGCACAUUAUAUGCACUAGCGAAGCAGAGUAAGAACCUAGGGGCGUAUAAACUAGCUCGAUAUGCCUACGAGAAGCUACAGAACACUCGAGUUCCACCAAGGUUCCAGGAGGCAGUAGAUCUAGGGAGUAUCAUUAUCAGAUCUAAGCCCUUCUUAGAUGGGGAGGAGUUGUUGCCUAUGUGUUACAGAUGUUCAACGACUAAUCCACUACUGAAUAAUGGAGGUAGUCAGUGUAUCAACUGUAAACAACCAUUCGUACAUUCCUUUGUCUCCUUUGAGGUGUUACCCCUGGUUGAGUUUGUGUUAGAAAGUGGUAUAACAGAUGAGGAGGCCAUACAGAUUCUAGAUCUUUCUAUACCUAAGGAAAAGAAAGAGGAGAAAAAUUGGCAGGAAUCUAGAAUGGGCAAUAUGCAGUCACUGAGACUUGGAGAUGAAGCAGAGGAAGAGAUUGAAGAAGAGGAUCCUUUCUCUACCAAACUGAUGACCUUUGAUCAAGAGAGUACAGAGUUCAGACCUGUGAUUGUAAAUCGUAACGUGUUGAAGACGAUGUCGCGAGCAGACGUUUACAUCAGAAAAUGGCCGAAACCACUGCGCCAUCAAUAUUUCAGAUCACUGUUACCAGAUGUGACGAUAACAAUGUGUCCUAGUUGUUCAAAGUUGUUCCACACAGAUGAUUUUGAACUACAGUAUUUACAACAUGGUCACUGCCCGUUCUGCAGGCACAAAAUUGAAUCCUAGAUCUGACGUGGAAA
Molecule: messenger RNA, 968 nt
Organism: Ruditapes philippinarum (Manila clam)
Lineage: Eukaryota; Metazoa; Mollusca; Bivalvia; Venerida; Veneridae
Product: intraflagellar transport protein 122 homolog
Exons: 8
Coding region: 40-954 (304 amino acids)
Biological process (GO): non-motile cilium assembly; protein localization to cilium; intraciliary retrograde transport
Cellular component (GO): non-motile cilium; intraciliary transport particle A
Source: RefSeq, a predicted model, not a curated record